UGGGGGCGAGAGCUCACAAACUGCGUCAACGAGGCUCCCGAGGACCUCGACGACUACCUCACUGUUUAUGUCCCGAGCCACUCCGAUCCAUCAGAGGACAUCAGGGCUCACAUCAAACCCAACCUCUUCGACAAGUGGAAUCCGGCCAAAAGGAAGGAAGCGGUGAUGUACAACCAUUUGAUUGAUGCAUUCGAUACACUCAUCGCACCAUUUCCAGACCAUCUACGCCUUACUUUUUGCGACUGCGCUGGCCAAAAGAUCUCCUUCCCCUUCAAGGACCAUGCUGAUUACCAUGUAACAAAGCCCGAUAUUGUCGCAUCGUUUCCCGGAAAGAAGCUCCCUCGUAUGCAGACUAAUCCCACCUGGUGGACAGUCAGCAUGACGAUUGAAGCCAAAGCUACUGAGGAGCAGGACCCUUUCGGCAAGCAGGGCCAAGUCCACGUCGAUACCGUCACGCAGCUCGCUAUCAGCGCGAGGAACCUUCUCUUCGCUCACGGCUUCUGCUAUGUCUUUAUGAUUGGUCUGUACGGUCAUUCUGCUCGCAUCGUGCGCUUCGAUCGCUCCUCCGCUGUCGUCAGCAAAAGAUUCAACUACCGCGAACGCCCCGAUCUCCUGCAGAGGUUCUUCUGGCGUCUGGUCCACCCUAUCAUCGGCGACACCCUUGUCGGGAGCGAUCCUAAUGUGCGGCCGUUGACCUCGAACGAAACUCAGUGGGUCAGUGGCCAGCUGGAGAAGCUUCAGUGGGGUAUGACUAUUACAGACGAGGAACUCCGGAAGGGACGCAAGGUCAUGGUUCCGGAGAGCGACGCCCACGACGCGAAGACCAGGGAUUUCAUCUUGUUCGACCUCAUCGAUGUGAACCCCCGCUUGUUCAGCCGUGCGACCAUGGUUUGGCUGGCCAUUGAGGACACACGUGAACAUUCUCUGGACCCGUCUUGCGAGGACCCGCCCCCCAAGCUUGUCGUCUUCAAGGAGACCUGGCGGCAGAUCAUCCGACGGCCUGAGAGCCAUUUCUACGAGCGUCUCUCUGAGAUUCCGGAUGACGUCCGGACAGGCCUACCGAAGAUGCUUUAUGGUUCUGACGUCGGAAAGCGGGAAGUGGAGGCCUGGAAAGCUGCGGGUGGCCACUUUCCCUACGAGGCGGACAGUAGCCACAAGCACAUUGCACGUGAACGUAGCCUUGUUCGCCUGGUGGUGAACGCUGUUGGAAGGCCACUCAAAUGCUUUAGAAGCACCCGUGAGCUUGUCGAGGCCACGCGAGACGCUAUUGAGGGUCAUCGUGAAGCUUGGGAAGUUGGGGUUCUGCAUCGGGACGUCAGCACAGGCAAUAUCCUCAUUUCUGAAAGAGCUGAAGAGCGGUUUCGCGGCUUCCUGCAUGACUUCGAUUAUAGUUCCAUGACCAAGGAGAUGCCGCCACCUCUUGACGACUCCGAUCCAUGUACCGACCCGCUCCUUUGCAUGGCCGAAGUAUGUGAUGAUGACGACUUGAAAGAGCGAACGGGAACAUACUAUUAUAUGUCAUACGACCUACUCGAGACCGAGGACUGCGUCCACUCUGUGCACCACGACUUGGAAUCGUUCUAUUGGGUUUUGCUCUGGAUCAUCCUGCGCCACACGAAGCAUGACUUCAAGAUUACUAGGAACCAGCCCAACCCUUGCGCUGCUAUCUUCCAAUUCGGCGAUGACCAGGGCGCCGCGAACACGAAGAGGGGGUGGUUGACUAAGCCCCGGAGCUUCGUCCUCACGGUGGAAGACAACAAACCUUUGACAGAUCUUUUGCAUGCAUUCAGGAUGCUCAUCUUUCGGACGAAUGUCAUCAGCCUGUAUCUCGAACCGCGCGAGUACCUCACCCAUGCUGCGGUCCUCGAACUCUUCGACAAGGCGCUGGCUCGUACUGAUGAAUGGCCUGACGCGGCCAAGGACGGACCG
Messenger RNA from Dichomitus squalens LYAD-421 SS1, 1929 nucleotides. RefSeq lists its product as uncharacterized. The record is from RefSeq and is a predicted model, not a curated record. Gene Ontology annotation, biological process: protein phosphorylation. Gene Ontology annotation, molecular function: protein kinase activity. The annotation marks the transcript as partial. The transcript is spliced from 5 exons. NCBI's taxonomy places the organism in Eukaryota, Fungi, Basidiomycota, Agaricomycetes, Polyporales, Polyporaceae.